CUUGUGUGCAAAAGGGGUGGGGAUGUGGCGGCUUUCUCGCGGAGGUUUAUUAUUAUUGGGUGGAGGAGGGGGGAGGGGGAGUCCGCCGAGCAAACAAAAUGCGGAGCCCCCCCGCCCCGCAAGUGGGUAUUUGCGGGCGGCCGCGGCUCUUCGUCAGGGACCGUACCUAGGUAGCGAAGGGUGAGGGGGUGCGCCCGAAGCGGAGCGGGCUCAGCGGCAGCCAGGGCAUGCUCUCCAUGCAACAGUUCGCUGCCCUGCCGGCGGAGGAGGAGCGCUACCGGCAGGUCCUCUCCGCCAACGGGGUCUUAGGAACGGAUGAGGAUAAUAUGGGGGAUGGUUGCUCUCAGAAACUGGCUUCUGCCAAGUUCCUUCGACUUUUGUUCCUAAUACUGAUUCCAUGCAUCUGUGCCCUUAUCCUUUUGUUGGUGAUCCUGCUUACCUUUGUAGGGGUGUUAGAAAAAACGUGCUUUUAUUCAAAUGGAAGCGAAGUCCUCACAGUUAACGGUGACAUUGAAACUUCUGAUGUUCUUUUGACAAAUAUGGUUGAAAACAAUUCCAAGACUGAUCCCACAGUGAAUCUCAGCACACAUCCCUCUUCCUGGACCACCACAGCUUUAUCCCACACUGACCAAAUGAACAAGAACUCAAAUAUAUCUAGAGAGACUUUCCAGGAAAAUUCAUUUGCUCUCACAACUCAAGCCACAGCGCUCAGUCCUCACCCUGCAUAUGAUGCUGCUUUGGCAGAGGGCUCUGAAGACAGCACCCAGCUGUUUGCCACUGCAGAGGAGGCAACUUUGUGGUCUACAGAUGCAUCCUUUAACAACGCAGAGACGCUGACCACUCUGCCAGUAUUAAGUCCUACCCGUCCCUCUGUGUCACAAAAAAUGGAUCAGAAAAAAAGUGCCUGCAUAAAUAUCACCAACAGCCAGUGCCAAAUGCUGCCAUAUAACUACACUACUAUAACUUCAGUUCUUUCCAUUGUCAAAAGUAUUGAAAUGGAAAAGUUCCUGAAGUUCUUCAGUUAUCUCAAUCGUCUCAGCUGCUAUCAACACAUCAUGCUGUUUGGCUGUAGUCUUGCUCUUCCUGAAUGCAUCAGUGACGGUGAUGACAGUCAAGGCCUCUUGCCCUGCUGGUCAUUUUGUGAAGCAGCAAAAGAAGGCUGUGAACCAGUUCUAAGCAUGGUAAAUGCUUCCUGGCCAGAAUUCCUGAAGUGCUCUCAGUUCCAAAACAAAACUGAAAAUGACACCACAACAAGGGUAUGCUUCUCACCACACCAAGAAAAAGGAAAGCACUCACUGUGCGGGGGAGAGGAGAGUUUCUUGUGUGCCAGCGGUAUCUGUAUCCCAGGGAAACUGCAGUGUAAUGGCUACAAUGACUGUGACGACUGGAGCGACGAGGUCCAUUGCAACUGCAGUGAUGACGUAUUUCGUUGCAACACAGGAAAAUGCCUAAAUUAUACCUUUGUUUGUGAUGGAUAUGAUGACUGUGGGGACCUUAGUGAUGAAGAAAACUGUGAUUGUAAUCCAGUGACACAUCAUCAGUGUGGGGAUGGGAGAUGUAUAACAGCUGAUUGGGUAUGUGAUGGUGACCAUGACUGUAUAGACAAAUCAGAUGAAAUCAAUUGCUCAUGUCAUAGUCAGGGUCUGGUGGAGUGCAGAAAUGGGCAGUGCAUUCCUAGUGCGUUCCAGUGUGAUGGAGAUAAUGACUGUAAAGAUGGAAGCGAUGAAGAAAACUGCAGUGAAGGUCAAACCCUCUGUCUGGACGGAGACCAGAGAUGUACUUCCUGUCCUGAUCCCUGUGGAACUUCUCUCUGUGAGAUGAGAAACAGCCAGACAAACUGCAGUCAGUGUGAACCAAUUACUCUGGAACUCUGUAUGAACUUGCCUUACAACUAUACUUAUUACCCAAACUACCUGGGCCACAGGACGCAGAAGGAAGCCUCUAUCAGCUGGGAGUCUUCUCUUUUCCCAGCCUUGGUUCAGACCAACUGCUACAAGUACCUUAUGUUUUUUGCCUGUACAAUCUUAGUACCAAAAUGUGACCCCCAUACAAAUCAGCGGAUCCCACCUUGCAGGACAUUAUGUGUACAGUCCAAGGAACGCUGUGAGUCUGUGCUUGGGAUUGUAGGUCUGCAGUGGCCAGAAGAUACUGACUGCACUCAGUUUCCAGAUGAGAACUCAGACAACCAAACUUGUCUAACACCAGAUGAAGAUGUGGAAGAAUGCUCACCCAGUCACUUCAAGUGCCGUUCUGGGAGGUGUGUCCUGGCAUCCAGAAGAUGUGAUGGUCAAGCUGACUGUGAGGACGAUAGUGAUGAGGACAGCUGCGGUUGUAGAGGAAGGGGUCUUUGGGAGUGUCCUUUGAAGAAGCUGUGCAUCAAACACACUAUGAUCUGUGAUGGUUUCCCAGACUGCCCUGACAUGAUGGACGAAAAGAACUGCUCAUUUUGUGAAGAGAGUGAACUUGAAUGUGCCAACCACGAAUGUGUGCCACGUGAGCUGUGGUGUGAUGGGCAAGCAGACUGCAGUGACGGCUCAGAUGAAUGGGACUGUGUUACCCUGUCUAAAAACAUGAGUUCCUUGAUGUUCCUGACCAUUCACAGGUCAGCUGCUGAUAACCAUGUUUGUGCUGAUGAGUGGCAAGAAAACUUAAGCCAACUGGCCUGCAAUCAAAUGGGUUUAGGAGGACCAUCCAAAACAGAAAUUGUACUAGAGAAUGAGGAAAUGCAGCAUCAAAAAUGGCUGAAUCUGCACUCAGACUGGCAGAAUAAAAACUCAUCCACUUUACAUGCGCUUCUAGUGAAUGGGCAGAUGUGUCGAAGCAGAAGCAAAGUGGCUCUCUUUUGCACUAAAGAAGACUGUGGCCGUCGCCCAGCCGCUCGCAUGAACAAGAGGAUCCUUGGUGGUAGGACCAGUCGCCCGGGUCGAUGGCCAUGGCAGUGCUCCCUGCAGAGUGAGCCGAGUGGACACAUAUGUGGCUGUGUUCUGAUUGCAAAGAGAUGGGUCUUGACAGUAGCACACUGCUUUGAAGGGAGAGAAAAUGCAGCUGUUUGGAAGGUAGUGUUUGGGAUUAGCAAUCUUGAUCAUCCAUCAGGCUUCAUGCAGACCCGACUAGUGAAGACCAUUAUCCUCCAUCCGCGCUACAACAGAGCGGUCGUAGACUAUGAUAUCAGCAUUGUGGAACUAGACAAGGAUAUCAACGAGACAAGCUACGUAAGACCUGUCUGUUUGCCCAGCAAGGACCAGUUGGCCAAGCCGGAUACCUACUGCUACAUCACAGGCUGGGGACACAUGGGCAACAAAAUGCCUUUCAAGCUUCAAGAAGGAGAGGUUCGCAUCAUUUCCUUAGAACAAUGCCAGUCAUACUUUGACAUGAAAACCAUCACCAGCAGGAUGCUGUGCGCGGGCUACGAGUCUGGCACUGUGGACUCUUGCAUGGGUGACAGUGGAGGACCGCUGGUGUGUGAGCAACCUGCAGGGCGCUGGACUUUGUUUGGUUUAACAUCUUGGGGCUCUGUCUGCUUUUCCAAGGUUUUGGGACCUGGAGUUUACAGUAAUGUGUCACAUUUUAUUGAGUGGAUUGAAAGACAAAUAUACAUCCACACCUUUCUGCUAAACUAACUCCAGAUGGUAAGAAUUGUGCUGACAGACAAAAGAAAAAAGGAAUCAGCACAUCAACACCGAAGAUUUCACAGUCCAAAAACUCUAUGAAAAGGAGUUUCAAGCUCUAUCUAUUCUUCUUGUGGAGCUACAGAAUAUGCAGUGUAUGUUAACGGUAAACCCUCUGCGGUGAAUAUACUUUGGGGUAGAAUUAAUAAUCCUUUUGACUUUUCUUUUAACUGUGUUGUGCUGAUAUUCCACGCACAGCAAAAGGCUUAAAAGAAAAGAAUCAGCCACUUUCUGCCUUUCAGCUAUUCAAACUAAGCAGUAGCACAGACUAGAAAAACCUUUUUAGAUAAUCUAUUUUAAUACUAGUCAAUUAGUAGCACAUGCAUUUUCUCUCACUUAUUGUCAUGAGGCGCAAACUUGAUGCAGUCAGGUGGCACUGACAGGACGUAUAUUCACAAGGGCAAUGCCAGGCAUGGCUGCACCUCACACUGGAGGGUGUGGGGGAGAGUGACGAAGGUGGUACAUCUGUGUGGCACAGAGCACAUUGAAGCACACGUGCAGGUCUCCAGAGGUGUGUAGCCGUGUGCUGCUGGUGUGCCUGAGCCAACACUUUCUGUCCCUCAGGGUGGCUAAUGUGCAUGGACACAGCCCCGUGCCAUCCAGACGCCACAGCUGCUGUUCCCAGAGCCAGCCUGGGUCUCCCUAGGGGCGGCUAGACUCCUAGCUACCACUUGAGGCACCCGAGACCAAAAUGUACUUGUUCACACUCCUUAGAUGGUUUCUACCGCUUAAUUUUCUGAAGCUUCCAAUGUCCUAAUCUGUCCAGGAAACACCCAUGUCUUGACAGCGCUACACAGAUUAGCACAUUUACCAAACCUACGUCCCACUGGCUUUUUUCCCCGUUUUGUGUGAUGUGUUCAGCCUAUAAAGUGUGCAUUGACCAUCUCCAGCCUACUACAGCGUCAGUGACGUUGAACAUCUGGUGAGAUAUGGAAAAUGCAGAUUUAAAGUGCAAAAGAUGCAGUGUGACUAACCAGCUGCUGUAGGUGAUGCCCUACACAGCUCACAGCUUUUGGGAGGCGUCAGGAACCUGAGGAUUACAGGAUGAAUUUCACUGGAGAACAAUGCAUUUAAAACUUGCACAGUUUUCAGUGCUGUGCCUGGUCCGCUGUGAACCCAGCCUAAGGCAUAGAAUUACCCUCUCUGCUACCUCUGGCAUGCCCCCAUGACAACAUGGCAGGGCCUUGUCAAUACCAUGACUGCCAUAUGUGGAAACAUGCAUUAGGAGCUAACAAACAGACAUUUCAGGUACUAUUAAUCAUGUUACAACUAAUCUACAUAGAGCUGAAUCUUGCUUUAGUGAAAGUUUACCUCUUAUUUCCAUAGCUGCUUCUUUAACAUGCCUAACGUUAGACAUACUAGACAGCACUCUAGACAGCAUUAUUAAUAAAUAGUCAGUAUUCAUGUUACAGAGUCUGAAACUCAAGUGACUGUUGUAUCACUGUUUCACGCCCAGAAAGAAAAUCCCUCUAGGCUUUGCUAAGCUUGAGUUUGUUGGUUUUUGGUUUGUUUUUUUUUUUUUUUAACCGAUUAAGGAUUUUUACUAUAACAUAUAAACACGCUUCUUUUCCCAGCUAUAAAUGGGAGAAAGCAGCUGCGACCGUGUUUUUCCAGUACAAGUAGAUUACAGAUGCAGCAGGUUAUUGAUGGCCUUGCCUCAGGGAUAUGGAAGCUGGAGCUCUCCAUCCCCCCACUUCAGCUUUUCUCUGGGCCAGGAGCUCUGCAGCUGUAGGACAGCAAAGUCCCAGAGCUGGUUACCGGGGUAGGCGGCCCAGGGGCUGUCGGAGCCAGCCCGCCCCGCCGCCUGUCUGACGUGUGUGCUGACAGGCAGGUGUCAGCGAGGCCGGUGUUCCAAGAGGUGCUGUUGUGAAACGAACAGCCCAGCGUGACGUCUCUCCACCAGAUGAAGUGGUUAGCAGUGUUGAGUUUUGUAAAGCACUGAGUGCAUAUAAUCACUUCAUGUAGAUAUCAGCACUACCAAAUGAUAACAGGUAAGGCCACAUUUUCAGUAACUGGGUUUGGCCCGCCACCAGUUUCUGAGCAGUCCCUCCCAGGAAAUGAGGGAGAGGCCUGCUUAAACACAUGGUCCAGUCCCUCCUGUAUGGGAUCCGUCUAAAGAAAUUAGAGGCUGAGGCCGCAUCCCAGAUGGCUUUAGGAGGGAGCAGUUGGGUCUUUUCCUUCCCCACAACUGUGUCUGACACAACAUUCCGUGUAAAGAGGAAAUUUGUAAUUUUAUAAAUGUAUUUUUAUACUGCUUUUUUUAUGUGUGCACAUGAAAUAGGCAAACAUACUCCUCCUUCCACUGUACAAGCCCUUCCCUGUGUGCUGACAUAACAGCUAUGAUCACAAUUACGCUGUUUCUCUUACAAGUGUACCCUCACUGUAAGGUAACAAUUGUUGGUUUUACUUCUACCACAGCUGUAGCUCCAAAUGGAAGCAAUGUCACACAGUCAAGUGGAUGCGUUUCUUUCUAGCUGUACUAAUAAAAAUUUACAGUC
Messenger RNA from Phalacrocorax carbo (great cormorant), 6166 nucleotides. Lineage: Eukaryota; Metazoa; Chordata; Aves; Suliformes; Phalacrocoracidae. The record is from RefSeq and is a predicted model, not a curated record.